ACGGCCCCUCGAUCUUCUCAGCAUCACUGCACUUGCGCGGCCCUUCCCUCAUGGUGGCGUUGCUGGAACCUUCGAUACACGAGGUGGAAUUCUGGUCUUCAUCGUGUUCCGCUGAAAAUAAUAAAUCCAGGUAUCGCGAUAGAAGGAACAAGGGUCCUAAGGUAAUACAACUCCGCCGACACAUGUUGUUGUCCAAUGGCGUUGCAGACCCUGGAACUAGGACGGUCUGGUUCGAUGCUGGGAACCUAGUUGUUGGGCACGUCGGACAAGUAGCGCAAUUUGAUCAAGAACCCAUAUAUUCUAUUGUUCUGAUUCUGGCAUUUGUGAAACGACAUCUCCCCGGUCCUCCCGGACGGCCUGACGUUGCCCAAGAAGACCGCUUCCUUGAUUUGUGUAGCAUGUACUCAAGCAGUUGCGUUCGUAAGCGUGGAAGGGGCGCAAAAUGCUUUAGCCUCCAGACCGACCUGCUAUGGGCGGUUGCAAUUUUGUCGGUGAAAUCCGAUGAUGGAAUUUCAGGUGAAGUUGAAGUACGAAGAACACAUUAUUCAUGAGGGAUCAGUAUGCGGACUAUCAACUACGGAUCUUGGCUCAAAUAUCGACAGAUUCCCAACACGCCUUCCAGGCGUCCCACUGCGUCUGUUCACCUCCUUCUGUCACAGCCCUUGAGACAUCCUCGUAUACAUCGAGACUUGUUUCCGUUAACCAUUGUUAUCAAUGAUGGACGACGGGUCCAAAGUUGAUUCAUCUGAAUCUUCGGACGUAGCGUCGCAAGCGCAAUCUCGAACGUGCCCCGUCUGCGAGCAACCAAUUGCGUGGCGCUUGCUAGGUGAUCCCGUCCAUGUCUGCUAUACCCAAACGAUCACCCAGACGGUCCACUACAUCAGGUACAACCCAUUAGAUUCUCCUGCGGCUGAACGGGCCCGAAUAGAACGGUCCUGUGUGGACAGACCACCAAGUAGUUUCGUGUGGCUCCAGAGUAAAUCACAGGUCGGUGAGGGGACUGGAGAAUCCGGGCGGUGAGGAUGGAUCGACGAAAACACUCCGACGCCUUCGGAGGUGCAGCUCUUACCUUCGAAAACCACACACCGCUUUGUAUCUGCUGUUGAUGUUUUGUUGCUUGUUUUCAACCUACUCUCUAGCUACCACACGCUCGUUAUUUCGGACCAUUCGUAACUCUCUCGUACCUUUGAAUGCUACGUCAUUUCUCACCUCC
Molecule: messenger RNA, 1213 nt
Organism: Somion occarium
Lineage: Eukaryota; Fungi; Basidiomycota; Agaricomycetes; Polyporales; Cerrenaceae
Source: the annotation of a GenBank genome assembly